AUGCGAGAAGAGAACCAGGUAAACGACGAGAAUGACGUCGAAAGUACGAAUGAUGCGCGAAGUAAAAAAGAUCGCGUCGCAUUCGUGUUCUAUGACUUCGAACCCGACAAGACGAGACGCUCGAAGGAACGAUAUUACGAAACUGAUUUGGAAAACGAGACGCGUCAUUACGUGUUACAAUUGCACGGAUGCUUUUGGCAUGGGUGUCCAUCAUGCUUCCGAAUAAAUCGCGAAAGAAAAUUCAAUUCUUUCACCGAUCAUGGCGAUACGAUCGACGCGCGCUACGAGCGAACUCUCGCAGCGACAUGGCGUCUUCGACGACGGGGAUACCUGGUGAUGGAGAAAUGGGAGUGCGAUUUCGACAGGAAAAUACGUGAGAAUAAUGAGAUGCGCAAUUUUCUUGAAAAUGCUCAGAUAAUAAAGAACUCACCUCUCGAUCCGCGCGAUGCAUUUUUCGGUGGCCGAACGGGGAAUAUAGCAACCCGAUGCGAUGUUGCGGGAACGGAGAAAAUACGCUACAUAGACGUAUGCUCUCUGUAUCCCUAUGUACUGAAAACGGGUGCUUUUCCGAUCGGUCACCCAAAGAUCUACAUCGGAGAGGAAUGUUCCGAGUUAAUCGGCGUAUUUCCGGAUUUCGAUUUCAACUCGCUCGAAGGACUCAUUCGUUGUAAAGUACUCCCUCCGCGCGAUCUCUUUCAUCCGGUACUCCCGUAUCGCGUACGCGGCAAAUUGUUGUUCGCGCUGUGUCGGAGUUGCUGCGAAACGUUCUCUCAAGCUGAGUGUACUCACAGUCUCGCCGAACGUGAAUUCGAGGGUACCUGGGUAUCCUGUGAAUUACGCAAAGCCGUCGAGAAAGGUUAUCGCGUGUCGGAACAAUUGAAGCAGGAAGCUAGCGGAUGGCCGAACGAAUGCGUGGAUGACGAAGCUAAGGAGCGAUAUCUUCCGGAAUACGAGGAAACCGAGCUAUCGUUCUCGAUAAAAAUAACAUCGCUCGAAAUUCAGCGAUUGGCAGCUUUGCUCACGAGUCCAGAACACGACAUAACCGAUAUAUUACCCGUCAAUGACGAG
Molecule: messenger RNA, 1068 nt
Organism: Trachymyrmex cornetzi
Lineage: Eukaryota; Metazoa; Arthropoda; Insecta; Hymenoptera; Formicidae
Exons: 4
Biological process (GO): DNA replication
Molecular function (GO): DNA-directed DNA polymerase activity; nucleotide binding; DNA binding
Source: RefSeq, a predicted model, not a curated record